GUAUGUACUUUCAAGUUAACGGUAGGUAACUUGUCCUAACACAAAACCUCUUAUUCUAUAACCUUCUCCGCUUCACCAUCCAGCGAGAGCUCACCGAGAGCUCACCGAGAGGUCACUGUGAGGUCACGAUCCUCAAGAAAAACUGGGAAAGUGCGAAGGAGCAUCCCCGCUCCUCCCCUCCUGUGACUCUUUGUUUGAAAGGUACCUGAGUUGAGUACCUUACCUGACCACCAGCUGCUCCGACUGAAAAACACAUCCCCGGCUUCAUUCUUUCGCGUCUUCGUGCAUUCACCUCCUGGUCCCGGACGUUCAACUCCAACCAUGUUCUCGAAGCCUCCCCUGCCGGCGGGCAGGGGCAGAACGAUGAAGCAGAACCAGCCGCAAGGGGAAUCGGGGGAAUCUGGCAAGGUCAAGGCCUUUCUAGAUUUCUGCGAAAGUCUGAAGCUUCGACUCGCCUCCUCCCGUGAUCGUCCCUCCGUCGAACCCCUUCUAGCCGAGCUUGUCGACGAGAUCCGGCAGCUUAACCGCCUAUCCAUCAAGCUGGCCACGAAGAAACGGUUGAGCAGAGACCUGGACAACCAUGCUCGCGAACUUUACAACGCUUGCGUCAACACCCAGCGGGCUGUCGUCCCCGAGGCGGUUAUCUCGACUAGGACGAAACUCCUUUUGCAGAGCCGCCACUUUGCCUUCCUGCUCAUGGCACUUGCCCACCCUCCGGCGUUCAUGAAUUCUCGGGAACUGCGCUUUGGAGACAUUGUGCAGUUGUUUUCUGUCGGGUUCAAAGUUUCCAGACUGGCUCUUGGUGCGUCAUGGACAGCGGUGAACGCUCUACAGAAAGUGGCCGAGUACAUCAGCCACUUGCCAACGCUUAAGAGAGAUCUCAGCUCAGACCAGGUAGCGCAGUGUCAGCAGUUGGAAGCCGAGUACCUCAUUUUGCGGACGGCAUUGGUUAGCUGGCCUUGCAUUGCUCCCAUCCCCCCUCUCUCUGUAUCGUACGGGAGAGCUGACAAGGUCCAGGCGUGGAAAGAAGACCGUCUAGAUGUCGCGGAGCAUAUGUACAACAAAACAGAAGGACUUCGCCGGGUCCUUGACCGCGCGUCGGCUGAACAUCUUGCCGAGGUGCUUUUCGAGAUGGGCAAAGACUUCUCCAUAAAAAAGGACUACACGAUGGGUGCGAAGUGGUUGGACCGCGCCUACGAAGUCAUCAACGUACCAGAACUCGAUCAAUUAACCAGGGAUGGCAUCGAGUUGCGACUGGUUAUCGCGCGUACCCUGGUCAAUGCCCUACUCCACACAGACAUCCCGGAGGAUUCAAAAGUGGCUUCGAACGUGAUUGAACACAUGGCGGUCGAAAUUGGGGAAAAGCCGGUCGUGCUGGUGCUUCGCCUCGAGGUUCUGCAACAGGCCCCGGCCGAACUGUUCGACGAAGCCGCCUAUGCCGAUAUUCUCAUGCGCAUGAUCCGGACAUUCAACUUCUCGGACGCCUUCUUCAGGCUCAUUGACCAUCAUAUCGGGAAGCUCUACCGAAGGUCACCCACCCUCGGGUGCAGCGCCAUGGAUGAGUGGUUAAAAAGCCAACUCAUCAAGUCCCAACGACACGAGUGGAUCCAACGAGCCCUUCUACGCCGAGUCUCCAUGGCCGCGAACCAAGAGGACACGGGGCAAGCCAUUCGUUCUCUGGGCACUCUCAUGGAGAGCCUUUACGGAAGCCUGGGGAAACCCGUAGACAGUGCCACUGCUGUGGCCGCUGUGACACUCCUCUGGAACAAGGUCAACGUCACCUACGGGCAGGAGAAGUUCGAUCUCACCGAGGGCUGGCUCCACGUGGCAGCGCACGAACUCUUCCUCAACGUCGGCCCAGCCAACCAUGCGAAGAUUGGACGCAAGUCCAUCUUGUGCAGUCUCCAAAGAAAUGACUGCGGAAAGGCGAAAGACGUGUUCCUUGCACUGGAUGAGUCUGCGCGGAACGAGCCAGUGACACGCUACCUCAUGUACAAGGUCGCAUUGCAGACGUCGGACACGGAAAUGGCGGCCGAAUGUCUCGAAUGUGUCUCCAGAAUGGCAUCGAGGGAUCCUAAGCUCCUUUACGCGUGCAUGCAGGCCGCUCAAAGGGUAGGAGACAGGAUGCGGGCAUACCAAGCCAUGAGACUCUUACUCGAGAGGAACGACGACUCGGACCAGAUUUAUCGCCCCGCGCUUUUGCGUUCCUCCAUUCGUUGCAUAGUCGGAAUCCUAGACGCCAAGAACGAAAGACCGGUGUGCGGGGAAGAUCUCGUGGAGGAUAUCUGCAGAUCGUUCGAGACAGCAGUACAGGACAUCGGGAAAAGUCCGAAAGACGCAGGAGGCCGGCAGCUCUACACCGUCAAGGAACUCGACUGGUUCUGUAAGAACGGGUAUAACAUCGGGGUCAGACACACGAACGACUGGGACCUCCAACAUCUAGUCCGCAUUCUGGGCUCCUGCCUUGCGCUGCAUGAACACUACCCACCAGACCUCCCAAGCGAGCAUGCGGGCGAUAUUACACUCCGGUCCUUAUUCUGCCGCUUCAUAAUCGCGUCGGCCCAGAUGGCGAUGGCUCGAGUCGAAGACAACCGAGAAAAACAGCUGCAGGCCUACCUUGCUGUACGGUAUCAAGUGGCGGAGUUUGACGAGGAGUUUCAGAAAGGUCGAAACAGCCUGGACGAGAUUAUAGCGACGGAUCUCCUGGGCAAGCUUGCCGUCCUUCUCGAAUUUGACUUUGAGGCGACAAUCGGACUCGGGAAUUUCGGCGAGCUUGGCGAGGUGGUCCAAAAGGCAAUAGACUGUAAGAGCGUACGGACGUUCAAAGCUAUGGCGGAUUGCCUCUUGAAGGGAUCGGUGCCGCCGCGUGAGCUGUACCCGCAGAUGAGGCGGGUCAUCAACCAAAUUUGGAAUCUCGAGCGUUUCGACUGCGGUCGAUUGGCCAAGUACAUCCGAUGUCUCUUCCAAGCGGUGUUGCCACUAGAGGAUCAUCUAGGGAAGCAACUCCUCCGGGAAGCUAUCGACAAGGUCAAGAUCUCCGCAGAGAGCGGUUCUCCAUUCCCGUCGGAGGAAAUUCACUGGCUUGUCGCUGUGGCCUUCAACCAUGGCGUAACGAUGUACUCUCUUGGAGAGGACGAAGCGUGCCGGAGUUGGGCGGAGCUCGCGAUCGAGCUGGCGCAGUAUGCCGGGGACGAAGGGAAGUUAGAGGAGCAGAUACGGACGAACUAUCUGAAGCUGAGAACGAGCUCGGAGAGCGGUGGCUGACGGCGCGGCCGGCAAAAACUCCUAUCGACUAUUACCAAAUUUGAAGGUGCAGAGAAUCGAGAAUCCUCGGCGACGGAGGCGUUUCUUGCC
Messenger RNA from Sodiomyces alkalinus F11, 3354 nucleotides. RefSeq names its product SPO22-domain-containing protein. The coding region runs from base 322 to 3264 and encodes 980 amino acids. Gene Ontology annotation, molecular function: protein binding. Lineage: Eukaryota; Fungi; Ascomycota; Sordariomycetes; Glomerellales; Plectosphaerellaceae. The transcript has 8 exons. Gene Ontology annotation, biological process: regulation of synaptonemal complex assembly; meiotic cell cycle. The record is from RefSeq and is a predicted model, not a curated record.